This is a messenger RNA of Symbiodinium sp. CCMP2592, 1428 nucleotides long. NCBI's taxonomy places the organism in Eukaryota, Dinophyceae, Suessiales, Symbiodiniaceae. The record is from the annotation of a GenBank genome assembly.
AUGCAGAAGCUGGCAGAUGGAGUUCGACUGGAAUGGCACAGGGAGCCCUUCGCUGUAGUUUUCAAGCCAAGCGACUUCUCAGUGGUCGCGGAUCACGGUCACUGCCUAACAGCUUGGGCAUUGCAGGCUCUUGGGGGCAAAUGGGUACUAGCUUCGGCCGCCAGGGAUGCAACAGCAGGUCUGGUGUUGCUAUCUCGACCUGGAUAUGACGGAUCGAGUGUGCCGGUCCGAGGGACCUAUGCACUGCUUAUCACCGUAAAAGAUCGGCACGAGGGCUUUCCCCAACAUGUGGAAGAGGCAUUGGAGUUUUUCGGGGGUCUAGAUCAGGAAGCCAGGCUUGUGACAAGCUCACCUUCCGGGCACUUUGGCUACAUCGCAACGAUCGAGAUGGACUGUUGCUUAAGCGGUCCCACGGCGGUCGCUCCACUAGAUGCUGUUUUGGCUGUGCAAGAGCUGGGCUUCGUGGUUCUCCGCAUAGCCAAGGGACGGAGCCGAGAUGUGAUUGACCCGCAUGGGCAAGCUCAGACCAGAAGUCAGCAAGACGUGCUGAGCGGAACGUGCGUCGAGGCUGUGCGCCUGGUUCCGACCGAUGCCGAUGCUGUCCACAGGGAGCUUCCGGUGAAAUGGUCCAGCUUCCUCUCUCUUGAAAGAAGCCUCGCUGAGCAAAAGGUGCAGCAAGAGACGGUUGAGUUUUGUGAUUUGCGGCUUCUGGUACCAUCGGAACAACUUCGACCUCGGAAGUCCUCCGCUCCCUUAGUACACGCUGCUAUCGACUGCAUCAAGAGUCGGAAAGGAAGUUCAGUUCUUGACCUGGGAGUUGGUUGUGGAGCUUUGCUGCUGGCCGUCCUCGCCAAGACGGAAGCUGUUGGAACGGGAGUGGACGUGGACGAAGGUGCCAUCGCAGCGUGCGAGGCCAAUGCGGAGAGCCAACUGCCUGCCAGCAAAGCUCGCAAUUUCAGCACGGCUUGUGCUGACUUCACAAAGCUGGACGCGCCGGAAGUGCGAGCCCAACUCCACUCAGAAGGAUACGAUGUCAUCAUCUGCAACCCACCCUACAGAUCUACAGCCCAACAGGAGGCAUAUAAUCAAGCUUCGGGCCAACACGGAGGCUACGAAGAACACGAGAAAACACUGGUCGCAGGCGAGACUGGUCUUGAGAUGUAUGAGGCGAUUUCCAGAUGUCUUGUUAAGGAUAUGCUUCAAGCGCAGAAGAGACUUUUGUCACCGCCAGCGCCCAUUCUGAAGCUGGACGGCUCAUUGAUCUUCCAGGUCGAGGCUGGAUCCUUCGGACGUCUCGGAGGAGUGGCAAAGAAGGUCGCUGCCGCCAUUCACAAGGCAUCAGAUGGAAAGCUGAAAUUUCAGAGAAUCAUUCAAGACGAGAAGCAGCUGGAUCGUGCAAUUCUCUUGAAGUGGUCAUGGUGUGACUGA